UACCUGUCUCCCCUGGAACUCCUCGCACUGGCCCACCUCAGCCCGACGCUGGCCUCACGGACCCGGGCGCCGGCCCGAGCGCUGCCUCGGAUUAGGUGUCGGUCGAGGUCGGCACGCCCCACCUUGUCUCCCCGCGGUUCGGCCAGGUCCGGACUGCUGUCGCCUCGUCGCCAUGGCGCCCACCAUCCAGACCCAGGCACAGCGGGAAGAUGGCCACAGGCCCAAUUCCCAUCGGACUCUGCCUGAGAGAUCUGGAGUGGUCUGCCGAGUCAAGUACUGCAAUAGCCUCCCUGACAUCCCCUUCGACCCCAAGUUUAUUACCUACCCUUUCGACCAGAACAGGUUCGUUCAGUACAAAGCAACUUCCUUGGAAAAACAGCACAAACAUGACCUCCUGACUGAGCCAGACCUGGGGGUCACCAUUGACCUCAUCAACCCUGACACCUACCGCAUUGACCCCAAUGUACUCUUAGAUCCAGCUGAUGAGAAGCUUCUGGAAGAAGAGAUUCAGGCCCCCACUAGCUCCAAGAGGUCUCAGCAGCAUGCAAAGGUGGUGCCAUGGAUGCGGAAGACAGAGUAUAUCUCCACUGAGUUCAACCGUUAUGGCAUCUCCAAUGAGAAGCCUGAGGUGAAGAUUGGGGUUUCUGUAAAACAGCAGUUCACUGAGGAAGAAAUUUACAAAGAUAGGGAUAGCCAGAUAACAGCCAUUGAGAAGACUUUUGAGGAUGCCCAGAAGUCGAUCUCCCAGCAUUACAGCAAGCCCCGAGUGACACCGGUGGAGGUCAUGCCCGUCUUCCCAGACUUUAAGAUGUGGAUUAAUCCAUGUGCUCAGGUAAUCUUUGACUCAGACCCAGCCCCCAAGGACACGAGUGGUGCAGCUGCAUUGGAGAUGAUGUCUCAAGCCAUGAUCAGGGGCAUGAUGGAUGAGGAAGGGAACCAGUUUGUGGCCUACUUCCUGCCUGUGGAAGAGACAUUGAAGAAACGAAAGCGGGACCAGGAAGAGGAAAUGGACUAUGCACCGGAUGAUGUAUAUGACUACAAGAUUGCUCGGGAGUACAACUGGAAUGUGAAGAACAAAGCUAGCAAGGGUUAUGAGGAAAACUACUUCUUCAUCUUCCGAGAGGGUGAUGGAGUUUACUACAAUGAGUUGGAGACCAGGGUCCGCCUAAGUAAGCGCAGGGCCAAGGCUGGGGUUCAGUCGGGUACCAAUGCCCUGCUUGUGGUCAAACACCGGGACAUGAACGAGAAGGAAUUAGAAGCCCAGGAGGCACGGAAGGCCCAGCUGGAGAACCAUGAACCUGAGGAAGAGGAGGAAGAGGAAAUGGAGACAGAAGAGAAAGAAGCUGGGGGCUCAGAUGAGGAGCAAGAGAAGGACAGCAGCAGUGAGAAAGAAGGCAGUGAGGAUGAGCGCUCAGGCAGUGAGAGUGAGCGGGAAGAGGGUGAUAGGGAUGAAGCAAGUGACAAGAGUGGUAGCGGCGAGGAGAGCAGUGAGGAUGAGGCCCGAGCUGCCCGGGACAAAGAGGAGAUCUUCGGCAGUGAUGCGGAUUCAGAGGACGCCGACUCUGAUGACGAAGACAGAGGACGGGCCCAUGGUAGUGACAAUGAUUCAGAGAGUGGCAGCGAUGGAGGUGACCAGCGGAGCCCCAGUCCCAGCCGCAGCCCCAGUGGCAGCGCCAGUCCCUUCCCCAGUGGCAGUGAGCACUCAGCCCAGGAGGAUGGCAGUGAAGCCCCAGCUUCUGAUUCCAGCGAGGCAGACAGUGACAGUGACUGAGUCCUGUCAGGGCCGGCGCAGAUAUGGUGAUUCUGUGCAGGAAGGCACUUUUCUGUGGUGUAUUUGUGAGCUUUUCACUGUUUCCCUUCUCUCCUCCAACCCUUUGCUGUUAAUAAAACCAGUUUCUCCCCUU
This is a messenger RNA of Myotis myotis, 1904 nucleotides long. It is a transcript of the gene PAF1, whose product is annotated as PAF1 homolog, Paf1/RNA polymerase II complex component. The coding region runs from base 173 to 1771 and encodes 532 amino acids. The transcript is spliced from 14 exons. Gene Ontology annotation, molecular function: RNA polymerase II complex binding; chromatin binding. Gene Ontology annotation, cellular component: Cdc73/Paf1 complex. Gene Ontology annotation, biological process: transcription elongation by RNA polymerase II. NCBI's taxonomy places the organism in Eukaryota, Metazoa, Chordata, Mammalia, Chiroptera, Vespertilionidae. The record is from RefSeq and is a predicted model, not a curated record.